AUGGCAGUUUUCCAAGGUACUUUAGACCAGCAUAAUGGCAUUACUGUGGAGUCAGUGUCAAAUGCUUGUAAUGACAUCCAAGAUUUUGCUGUUAAAUUAGAAGCUUCUCUUCUACAAUGGGAAAAGGAGAGAUUAAGAGGGGUAUGGUUUAAUGUUGAUAUCUCACAAAUAGAAUGGAUCCCUAUUUUAUCACAGAAAGGAUUUAACAUACAUCAUGCUAAAGACAAUAAGGUAUCCCUUUAUCUUUGGUUACCUAAACUUGAAAGUUGUAAAAUUCCACCUUAUGCACACAACAUGGUUGGUGCUGGUGCUUUAGUGAUUAACGACAAUAAUCAAAUUCUAGUUGUACAUGAACGAUAUCGCACUGUUUCAUUUUGGAAACUUCCUGGUGGUUAUGUAGAUCCAGGAGAAGAAAUUGGUGAAGCAGCACAAAGAGAAGUGCUGGAAGAGACUGGGAUUAAAACUGAAUUUUUAUCUCUUCUGUCAGUUAGACAUUUACCAAGUGCUGUUUUUGGUUGCUCAGAUUUAUACUUUGUUGUUCGUUUGAAGCCAUUAAGUUAUGAAAUAACUAAACAAGAUGAUGAAGUCGAGGAUUGCCAAUGGAUGGAUAUCAAUACAUUCCUAUCACAUCCACAGGUUAUUGACCAUGUUCGUAAUUUUGUAAAACAAGCUAUAUUAAAUGAAAAAGAAGGGAUUGCCAUGAUACGGAACAAGUCUGAACACCCACUUACAAAAAAACCACAAUAUAUAUUUACGGUUCAUCGAGUGAAAGAUGAUUAA
Messenger RNA from Nezara viridula (southern green stink bug), 780 nucleotides. The record is from the annotation of a GenBank genome assembly. NCBI's taxonomy places the organism in Eukaryota, Metazoa, Arthropoda, Insecta, Hemiptera, Pentatomidae.